This is a messenger RNA of Poecilia latipinna (sailfin molly), 1395 nucleotides long. RefSeq names its product intercellular adhesion molecule 5-like. The transcript is spliced from 5 exons. Gene Ontology annotation, cellular component: plasma membrane. Gene Ontology annotation, molecular function: sialic acid binding. The record is from RefSeq and is a predicted model, not a curated record. NCBI's taxonomy places the organism in Eukaryota, Metazoa, Chordata, Actinopteri, Cyprinodontiformes, Poeciliidae. The coding region runs from base 224 to 841 and encodes 205 amino acids. Gene Ontology annotation, biological process: cell adhesion.
GGAGAAUCAGUCUGUCACUGUAACCUGCUCAGCCUUCACUCCCUGUCCACACUCACCUCCUGAACUCACCUGGAACCUUCAACAACACUCCCUCGGACAAACAGAGAAAAACCCAGAUGGAACCUUUACAACUAAAAUCCAAGAGACAGUCAUUCUGUCAGACGCACACAACGGCUACAGCAUCAGCUGUUCUGCCGGAUAUCCUGUGAAUGGAGGAAACAAGAUGGCAGAGGCAGAAGUGACUCUCAGUGUUCCAUAUGUGCCAAGAAACACCCGGGCCUCCGUCAGUCCGUCGUCAGGUUUGGUAUCAGCGGGCAGCAGGGUGGAGCUGAGCUGCUGCAGCAGAGCCUGGCCUCCACCCAGCUUCACUUGGUUCAGGAUCAGCAGACAUGGAGGCGCCAACGUGUCCGUGGGUUCGGUUUACACCUUCAACGCGACUGGGGGGGGGGGGGGUUACUGUGUGGCUGCCAACCGUCUGGGUCACAGCAGAUCAUCUGUGAUCCAUGUUGGUCUCCGAGCAGGCAUUGUGCCAAUCACAGUGGGAACAUCAGUGGCCACUUUCCUUAUCGUUUGCCUUUUGAUGUCUGUUUGUGGUUUUAGGUCCAAACAUGCGACUCUGCAGCAGACACAGAGUCAAACAGGCUUGGAGGCUGAUGUUUGGAAGGCCAACAAAACAGAAGGAGAACUUCAUUAUGGAGAAGUGAACAUCAUCAGAAAGACAGCUGAAGCUUCCUCUUUUCCAGCGCAGGACCAGGAGACAGUCUACGCAGAGGUCAAAGAGGUCAGAGGUCGGCAGUCUUGCCAACACAGACUGCCGACAGUCUGUGGUAUGCUAACGUGAAGUAAAAUUAAUGUUUUUAUUAGCUAUGAAUCAUUAUGUUCUAUUUAUUGUAUUGUUCAUAUCAGACAUUAAGAGAAUCUGCGACUCUUUCCAAUGAUUGUAGAUGAACAAAUUUAAGAAUGAAUCAAUGAUGUAUUUUAGAUCAAAGUUCAUACUUCCAUAAUUUGCAGUGUGAAUACACCAUAUUACAUGUUCAUCAAUUAAUUAAGGCAACAAAUCAACAAGUUCUGUAAGAAGAAAUGCCCACACAUAAAUGAUGAAUUGCCUGUACUUGCAUAGCGUUUUAUGGAGUCCGUAGGAGCCCAAAGCUCUAUGGCGUUCAGUCAUUCACACAUUCAUACAGUGGUGAUGUCAAUGUGACCAGGCACCGGCGCCACCAUCUGACCAUGAGCAGCAGGAAAGGCUUCCUCUGUCGUUUUGCCCAGAGAGAUUGAGGGCCGCCAUCAUCCCUUAAUGCCACAUAAAUACACUAGAAAACUCCCAGAAGUUGAACAUUUUUGGCUUUUGAAACUCAGACAUUUUCAUCUCUGAGUUUAAUAUCAAAAUAUGAGUUU